This is a messenger RNA of Phytophthora megakarya, 1878 nucleotides long. NCBI's taxonomy places the organism in Eukaryota, Oomycota, Peronosporomycetes, Peronosporales, Peronosporaceae. The record is from the annotation of a GenBank genome assembly.
AUGGAUCGGUUCCUGGUUGAACAACAAGCGACAGGUGCGGAUCCAGUCGUUACAGAACCUCAGAAUACCAGAUCACGGGUCGUUGAGAUGGAGUCGAUCCGAUCAUCGGAUCGCGGAUCCAAUUGGGAAUACGAUCCGGACGACAUUGACUUCCCGGCACCCGCCCAAGCGACCGUGGCCACUGCCGCAUCCGGAUCCACUGCAUCCACCAUGAUCCAACGAGUCCGGAUCUCUGCUAUCUCGGAUCUCAAGGAGUUUACUGGCAAGGAUCAAGAUGAAGAUCGCGGGCGAGCGUGGAUCAGCAAAGUGAAAUCUGUGUUCAUGCGAGAUCAAGCAUCAGAUGACGAAAAAUGCUUGACCUUCGCGGAACUCCUCGCUGGGUCCGCGAAGGAUUGGUAUCGCCAGCUGAGCAGAACCACACGCAACAAAUGGAGCGAUCUGCUUCACAGUUUCCAGAUCCAGUACUGUGGGCUUGGAGUAUCGGUAGCAAGACAAUACUACCAUAUGCGACGCAGAUCUGACGAAUCACCACUGGACUACCUGUAUCGGCUCCACGUGGCGGGACUCCGUGCGCGGCUGAAGAUCAAGGAUGGCAGCGCGAAGGAACGACGUGAACAUGUCGAUCAUUACAUCGAGACGCUUGAGGAUGAAGAUCUAGCAGAACGGUUAACCCUGCUACGGUUGACCGACGCGGAUGAUCUCGAAGACGUCCUUCGCGCUCGGGAUCGAGCGAAGAAUCGCCAGAAGAAAGCUGCGUUUGGAUCUGGCAAGUAUCGCCAGAAGACAGCCAAUACGACCCAGCGAAACAAGUGCGUGCGAUCCAGAUCCAAGCAAACGAAUCUGGAUCCGACAGCAAAUCUGACGGAUCGGGUGGAUCCGAUCCUGACUCCGACUAGACAACCACCGAUCUUCCUUGCAGCGAGUGAAGAUGUUACCCCGAAAGUGGAGAAGGAGUCGGCGAGCCCGGAUCCACGACUUCCAGAUCGUGAUCAUGGCCAUCAAGAGCACAACCUGAAGAUCCACGGUAAUGGGUUUAACCGCGAUCGAUCCGUCAGUGGUUUAAUCCUACGAAGCAUACGGGAAUACGACCAGAUCUACUAUCCCGUGAUGUUUGCAAGCCGCACUCUGAAGUCGAAUGAGCUAAAUUAUGGUAUCGCGGAGAAAGAGGUAUUAGCCCUUCUGAGGAUCCUGGAUCUUAACUAUAAUGCGCUGGUCGGGCGUCCGAUCCGUGUGUUGACCCGACACUCUACUUUGGCGUGGCUCUUCAGAUCCAAAGCCUUGCAGGGACGUUUAGGUCAGUGGGCUGCUCUACUGUCGCCAUGGACUCUCGAGAUCACCAAGUGCGUCAAAGGGGAAGAUGAGAUUCUGGGAGCAUUGGCGGCGAGUAUUACGCCUAGAUCACAGGUGGAUAAGGCGCUGAUCUUGAUUGCCCCUAAGAAGGAGCCACGGCGCAAGAUCCAGGCUCCGAUCCCCACUACUAGACUCGACGAGAAUUUGUACGUCGUCAGUUUCGAUAGAUCCGCCCGUGUAAAGAGAGGUGGAGGCGCCUACAACGCGAUCCUGUGGAAAUUGCCUGAAUGGAGAGUGCUAAAGGCCAGAUCUGGCUACGCUGAAGGACGACUAGUGAGCGAAGCCGAAUAUCAUGGACUGUUGUUGUGUUUGGAUCUGUUGGAAGAUCUGGAUCCACGACGUCUAGUGAUCUGUGGGGACUCGAACCUGGUGAUCCGACAAGUACGAGGUGAGAUCGAUUGUAAGGCACCGGGUUUGACACUGCUGCUCCAGCAGGCUCUGGAUCGACUACGUACUUGGCCAGACCACGAGCUGUUACAUGUUAAACGAGAUGCGGACAGCUUAGCAAGCGCCGCUCUGCAGCGGCAA